Molecule: messenger RNA, 2848 nt
Organism: Wasmannia auropunctata (little fire ant)
Lineage: Eukaryota; Metazoa; Arthropoda; Insecta; Hymenoptera; Formicidae
Product: ATP-binding cassette sub-family F member 3
Exons: 9
Coding region: 153-2312 (719 amino acids)
Molecular function (GO): ATP binding; ATP hydrolysis activity
Source: RefSeq, a predicted model, not a curated record
UGGCAGCACGGCGCCGCAGACUUGACACGGCCCGUCUGUCAGGAGGACCUCGUUGUUGGCGUGCGUGUGUGUGGGCUCACUCCCGAUCCCGGGAUCUUUUCCCCCCUUUUUUUUUAAACUGUCUGUCCCUUCUGGAAAACUGAACGAGUAUUAUGGCGACCUGCGGCGAGUACAUCCGCAGCGAGUUCCCGACGAUAGACGACGAUCUGUAUCAGUACGUGCAAGGUAUCCUGGACAGCUCCAAGGAGGACUUCGAGGACGUCGACGAGGUGUACGAGGCGAUCGGACAGGUGCUGCACGAGGUGGCGGACAAAUCAGAAAACGAGGUUAGGCAAAUAUGCGCGAGACUGUUGGAAAUAUUGAAAGGUAGUUCGAACGACGACGACGACAUGGACAGGAGAAGAAACGGCGUGAACAAAGUAUUAAACGCCCCGGUGCACCUCGGCUCGCUGGCCGCCACCUUGGAGGCGCAAGUCGAGCAGAUUAAGAGUAUAUGGGUUACGACCAGGGACGACGUGAUGAAAGUGGAUGCCAAGAAGCUGGAGAAGGCCGAGGCCAAGCUGCAGCAGAAGCAGGAAAAGCGAAUCGUAAACGAGCAGGGCUCGGCUUCCCGCGUCAACACUGCCAAUCAUUUGCCCGAGAGCAGCGCCAGCGCCAGUCAAAUGACGAGUAAGAAGGACAGUCGGAUGGAGAUGAAGGGCGGAGUGAACAAGACCCAGGAUAUCAGGAUAGAGAACUUCGAUAUCGCCUUCGGCGAUAGGGUACUGCUGCAGGGCGCCGAUCUGUUGCUUACAUUCGGCAGACGAUACGGUCUGAUCGGUAGAAACGGGCUCGGCAAAACGACCUUGCUGCGAAUGAUAUCGAGCAAGCAGCUGAGAAUACCGUCGCACGUGCGGGUGUUGCACGUCGAGCAGGAGGUGGCCGGCGACGACACGUCCGCGCUCGAGUCCGUUCUCGAGUGCGACGAGGAGCGGUGCGCGUUGCUCAGCCAGGAGGCGAAGCUGCAGGCGGCGAUAGAGAGGGACGGCUCCAAGGCGGGCGACACGCUGGGCGAGGAACUGGCCCGGGUGUACGAGGCGAUGCAGCUGGCCGAGGUCGACAAGGCGCCGGCCAGGGCGAGCGCGAUCCUGUCGGGGCUCGGAUUCGCCGUCGAGAGGCAGUCCUGGCCGACGAAGGCGUUCUCCGGCGGCUGGCGGAUGAGGCUCGCUCUCGCGAGGGCGCUGUUCUCCAAGCCGGACCUGUUGCUGCUCGACGAGCCGACGAACAUGCUUGACAUCAAGGCGAUACUGUGGCUGGAGAGGUAUCUGCAAACGUGGCCGAAAACGCUGCUCGUAGUGUCGCACGACCGAAAGUUCUUAGACACAGUGCCCACUGAUAUCCUGUAUAUGCGCGCACAGAAACUAGAGCCGUAUAAAGGCAAUUACGAGCAAUUCGCGAAGACGAAAGGCGAACGCGAGAAGAACCAGCAACGAGAGUACGAGGCGCAAAUGGCAAAGAGAGCGCACGUACAGGAGUUUAUCGACAAAUUUAGAUACAAUGCAAAUCGCGCGGCUAGUGUACAAAGCAGGAUAAAGAUGUUAGAUAAGUUGCCUGAAUUAAAGCCAGUAGAAAAGGAGAGCGAGGUGACCAUCCAUUUCCCCGACGUCGAGCCGCUGAAUCCGCCGAUACUGCAACUCAACGAGGUCUCGUACAGCUACAACGGCACCGACAUGAUAUUCAACAACGUGAACCUCACUGCCAAUCAGGAGUCGCGCAUCUGCAUCGUCGGGGAGAACGGCGCGGGUAAAACCACCCUCCUGAAGAUCAUCACGGGCGCGUUGAGUCCGACGCGGGGCACCAUGCACGCGCAUCGAAAUCUGAAGUUCGGAUACUUCAGCCAGCAUCACGUCGAUCAACUGGACAUGCGCGUUUGUCCCGUCGAGUUGCUGCAGAUGCAUUUCCCCGGCAAACCAAUCGAGGAGUACAGGCGAAUGCUCGGGAGUUUCGGUAUAAGCGGCAAUCUGGCCCUGCAGACCAUAAACUCUCUUUCGGGAGGGCAGAAGUCGAGGGUGGCGUUCGCCGUGAUGUGUGCCGCAGUGCCGAAUUUCCUGGUGCUCGACGAGCCCACGAAUCAUCUCGAUAUCGAAUCGAUCGAAGCGUUGGGGAAAGCCCUCAACAGCUGCCAAGCUGGUGUAAUAUUGGUGUCGCACGACGAACGCUUAAUCCAAAUGGUUUGUACAGAAUUGUGGGUUUGCGACAAAGGAUCGGUUCGAUGUAUCGAGGAGGGUUUCGAAGAGUACCGCAGGAUUAUUGAAAGGGAGCUUGAUUUAUGAAAAGAAGAACGUUAAGUUUCGUCUAAUGUGAUAUUAUCGUCAUCCUUACGUUGUCUUACGCAGAAUAAAUGCAUCAUGGUAGAAGUUUCAAAGGUGUAACCGCCUUAACUGAAAUUAUAUCGCGGCUAUUAUUAUUUGCUUCCUUUCGAGACACAUUUCAUCUCGCCAAAGGUAUCUUAUUUAUUUUUAAAUGCCUUUUUCCCCGAAAAGAAAAAUGUAAUGACCAUUAAUUAUGUAUGCAUGCAUGACUUAUUUAUUAACUUAACGCGUCUCUUCCCUUUUGAUAACUACAGAAUGUAAUUCUUGCUCUGAAGAAUUUGUUACUAUCGAAUUGUAUUUAUGCUUUCCCUAAAAUGCAUUGUAUUAAAACGAACUGCUCGACUGCGCGCGUGUGUGACGGUCGAAAAUAUGCAAUAGAAGAUUUACACAUUUAAUAUUACUCUAUUAUGAAGAAAGUAAUAAAAGAUAUUGUUAGAUAAAAGAAUGUUCUAUUUUUUCAUUUGAGAAAUAUACCGCUGCUUACCAUCCUGCAUGUA